UGCAGACGUCUCGCACAGCUGGCGAAUUCGAGUGGAGCAGUCGGGUCAGGACAGCCUGCGGGAGCGUUUUCACCUGUGAAAAUUAAUCACAUUCAAUUAGCAAUCGGACGGGUUCUCCACCGACUGACUGGUGGAUCGGGCGCGAUAAUGCUGGCCACAAAGCCCAAAAGCCAGCCAAGACGAUGACAUGUGGGGUGGCGCAUUGAACACUACAAGUCGCGAAAAUAUAUCCACAAGCCAGUAUACAUACAGACGGAGCGAAGGCAAAUCUGCUUUUAGGUCACCAGAAGCCAGCAAUCAGCAAUCAGCAACCAGCAGCAUCAGGAGCAACAGAACAACAGGAGCAGCCGAGGAAUUCCAAGAACCAACCGACGAACCAACAACGCCACCAUUUAUGAUCGCAACCGACUUAGGCCCAAGGAAUUGAAGAGUCUUCGCCAUGCCAUCCCGUCGCUCCGGUGGCGGUGGCACCACCAAGAGGAAGCACUCCCUGGGCAACCUGAGGAGGGCUCACCCCGCCUCCGGAGCCACGUGGAACGUGCAGGUGGUGCGGGGCAAGAUGUCCUCGAAGUGCCUGUGGCACGCCUGCCGCGCCCUGAUCCUCGGGCUCACCCUGAUGCUCCUGGGCGCCGGAAUGGCCACUCUGGGCUACUACGCAGAUCACCUCUCCAUGGGAUCCGAGUUGCGUGGCAAUGUCACCGUUCGCGUGAAGAACGACCUGAAGGGCUUCCAUCUGAACAACUUCGCGUAUGUGGGUCCCAUCGUCAUGGGCUUCGGCGGCUUCAUCGUGGUGGCCUCCUGCGUGAUGACCUUCGAGGCUCGGGACUCCGCUGCCAAGGUGGUUCCGGCCCGGCUGAGAGCCGGAGGCGGCGGCAGCGGCAAGAACCAGUCGAGGAGCAACCAGGGAAGCUCCGCAUCGCAGCGUCGAGGAAUGGGUGCCCAGUACCAAUCUAGUCGCUGGGAUCAGCACUUCGGGGUGUUCCGGUCCUCGCCAGGCGAUCCCCACCAGCAACCACAGAGCACCUGCAUCUCGACCACGCAUCCGCAUCCGCAUCCGCAUGCGCAUCCGCAUCAGCAGCAACCCUUCGACCGCGAGGCACUCACCGCCGAACUGGUCAAGUUCUCCAGGUCACUCAGUGCAUCCAAUCGCUUCUGUCCACAGUUUCGCCGCCUUUCGGGUGCGGGUUCCGCUCCGGAUUUGUCCGGAUCUCAUGCUCAUGCCAACAACACCAAAAACUCCACCAACUCCACUACCACAAACCACCCAAAUCCCACCAGUUCCGCCACUAAUUACUACAAUUUGCUCUCACUGAAUCGACUGUCGCCGCUGGACUUUGAAAUGUACUGCUCGCACCGCCGCCACCGCCGUCACCACCACUCGCACCGCCACUCGCACCACCACCACCACCAAAAAUCCUCGAGCAGCAGUGUGCGGCGCGUGCGGCAAGGGCGUCCGGGCUCGGGAUCCAAUCCCUCCGGUGGCGAGGGAAGGGGCGGGGGAUCCGGAGGCGGAGGAGCUGGCUCCUCUUCGUCCGCCCGGAUCAUCAGCAAUUCCUCCAGCCUGAUCCAGCGGGCCACCAGGGAGUGCUCCCUGCUCCAGCCGCCCGCCGCGAGUCGAGUCUACUGGCAGGCCUCCUCCUUCGACGGCGGCAGCAAUCCUCCGCCAGGACUGGGACUCAGUUCCUCGGCGGAGAAGCGCAGUGAGCGGAACAAGCGAUCGGACACCGCCAAGAGGCACGUCCUCUCCAGACAGAGACCCAUCGAACAGGAGGAGGCUCGCGACCACAGUCGCAGUCCACUGGGACACAGAAGAAACUCCACCAUGUCGGACUCCUCGUAUAGCGGCCGCUGGACGGCUCGCUGUGCGUCCAUCGCCAGUCGGACAUCCAGCAUCGAAUCUCGGAGGAUUCAGGUGGAUCUUCACAGUCCCGAGGUGAUACCCAAGUCGAUACUGCGAUCGCCCAAGCGCUACAGCUCCGGCCCCUCGGCCACGCCCUCUGUGGAGAAGGAAUUUCGCAGUCAGUUAUCAGUUUGCUCAGAGCCACCGCCGCCAGUGCGCCAGUUGUCGGGGCAGUCGAGCAUGGAGCCGGCGGUGCCCGAGGAGAGCCUGGACCAGUCGGAGGAGCAGGAGACGAGCUCCCAGCCGAAGACCUCCUACGAGGAGAUCACCGAGCUGCAGCACCACACGAGCAGCCUGCCGCCGAAGAAGGCGCGUCCCGGGUUCCUGCCGCUCGCCCGCAGCGAACAGGACGAGGAUCCGCGACCGGUGGCGGCUCCUCUCUACAGGAGCAACAGUUCCCGGCAGUUCUACAGGCCCAAGAAGGGGGUUGCCAACGAGCGGGAUGACUCCGUGUUCUACAUUCGCUCCAUGGAGCGCGGAUUGGCCGGCAGUGCGGAUGAGCAGAUGUACGAUUCGCUGAGGGUGAUAAACGAGAGGAGGACCACCUUGCUGAAGGCGGACUCCCAGAGCUCCUUGGGUUCGGCGGAACGGAAGCUGAGCAGCUUCUCCCUCAAGAUGCCGGAGAUUACGGAGCGGGAGAACUCCAUUGAGAUCGAAGCGGAUUCGGAUGAGCAACCACCACCUGCUUCUACUACAUCGCCACCUGCUCCACCUCCACCUUCAUCUCCACCUCCGCCUCCCUUAUCACCAACCACUGUCGUCGAGCUUGACAAAAUCCAGGAUGAGGAUCCCUAGGAUCGAGAGGACGAACCCACUUUAUAGCGUUUAACCAGCAGCCAUCGACAAUUACUUUAGCAACUCGAUUGAUGUUUGUAUAUGUAUUUUUGUGCGUGUGCGUGUCGUUUAUUUUUAUAACCCCUAGAUCGUACCUAGAUAAGUGUUAUAUAUAUAUGCGUAUAUAUUAAUACCAGCAAUAAUCUCUGUGUUGCCUCGGGCCUAAGCAAUGAACUAACGAAUCUUCAACGAUGUCUAUUAACUCGAUUAACUGAUGUUACUGUACAAAAAACUGCAGCUGCGAUUAAAAUAUUAAUUAAAUAUACAUUAUAAUACAUUAUUAUGUAUGUUCUUGAACAUAAUGGUUUUACCCAUCGUCAGAUUCAAUUGAAAACACUUUUUACUUAACCUUUGGAAAACAUUUUACAUAUUUUAUUUGGCUUAAAGUUUCCUUCAAAACUGUUCAAAAUUUAUUUUAAUCGCAGCUGUCGGCACUAGUCUUCCUAUUGUUAGAAUAUGAGAUAUAUCACGUUAUUACUAUUUAUCGGUUACUGUUAAUGUUAAUCUCAACGAGGAUUUGUAGUCACAACGAUCUAAACACGCGGGCGAGGCCAACUAAAUGCGAUACUUCUGCAUACCCUGUAAAAAGUACAAUCAGCUUAUAGUAAAGACUGAUUAGGCAAAUUGUUUUACAAAUUGGUCAACAGCGAAUGGAAAUCGAGUCAAUGGAAAGCAAUCGGAACACGGAUUAUGUUCGAUACACAUAAUUAGUUUUACGCUCUCAGUGUUUAUCCCGACAUUAAAGUACCUAUACGAUUAUAUGUAUAUCUGAGUGUUUAUUUGUAAGCCAAGCAAUUACAACGUUUCUUGUUCCGUAAGUGUUGAAAGCCCCACAGAAACCCAUAUUAAACCACAAAUUAAAAAUGACGGAGCCAGCUUCGAAAACGAAAACCGGUUGAUGUGCAGCAAAUUUUGUAAAAAUGUUCAUUGCAUAAUUAAUAUUGCAUAAAUAAAAUCAAAAACUGUGUG
This is a messenger RNA of Drosophila ficusphila, 3703 nucleotides long. Its product is annotated as cyclin-dependent kinase 12. The record is from RefSeq and is a predicted model, not a curated record. Bases 440 to 2695 code for a protein of 751 amino acids. The transcript has 6 exons. Lineage: Eukaryota; Metazoa; Arthropoda; Insecta; Diptera; Drosophilidae.